Messenger RNA from Tetrahymena thermophila SB210, 456 nucleotides. RefSeq names its product transmembrane protein, putative. The record is from RefSeq and is a predicted model, not a curated record. Lineage: Eukaryota; Ciliophora; Oligohymenophorea; Hymenostomatida; Tetrahymenidae. The transcript has a single exon.
AUGAAUUUAUUUCAACAUGCAAUUCAAGGUCAAGUUUAUUUGAUAUUUUUCUCGUAGUACAAAUUGAAAAAGAAAGUAUUCUUGAUAGAAUGGCGUAUAUAUGGAACAAAUUAUAUCAUACAGAAUAUAGUAGCUUUAAAUAAAUAAGUAGUUAGUAAAUGCCUGAUUAAUAUAAAACAUUAUCCUUCCUGUAUUCAAUUAAUCAAAGCAAAUUUAUUAUAUGUUGAAAUAGUUUUCCCUUUACAAAUUUUGCUGGCUUUCUAGUAGAAUUCAGGGAGCCAAGCGAUAACGCAGGUCAAAAAGAUAAAUAGAUAUUUCUCAAAUAAAUUUAGCAAAAGUGCAAUAAAUAGUUAUGAGUUCUUUAUUAUUAGUAUAUAUAUUUUAACUUAAGUAAUUUUUUAUUAGAUUAUUGUAGCGAUAGGUUUUUUAUUUAUUAAUGGAUUGAUAAAUGAUUGA